This is a messenger RNA of Mollisia scopiformis, 2122 nucleotides long. RefSeq lists its product as uncharacterized. The transcript is spliced from 2 exons. The coding region runs from base 434 to 1957 and encodes 507 amino acids. NCBI's taxonomy places the organism in Eukaryota, Fungi, Ascomycota, Leotiomycetes, Helotiales, Mollisiaceae. The record is from RefSeq and is a predicted model, not a curated record.
CAAGCGCAUCAGAAGGGGUGUUUUCACUUCUUGUUUCUUCGAACGUGUAUGAAUAGCAGUGGCAUUCUUGAUGGACCAAGAAAGAUUCAGCUGGCCAUGAUAUCACGUGUAGGUACCUUGAAAUCAGAAUAUUCUCAGCCUCGUUUCUCAAACACAGCUGAGCGCGCCCUCUCAUGCGACAAGUCUGAAUCUCACCAAGCAGUGUGACUCCCAUGUCAACAAAACACCUCGCCCUGCACUAGGAGUCGUGGCUAUAAGCUGAGGUUCUUAAUGUAGUGCAUACAUGAGCCGCCGCCUUUCCAUCUUUUGAGUUUCCGUAUCUUCUUUCAUCGCAUAUACACUCGUUUCGUUUUUGUCGUUGACUUUGGAACCCGGCUGGUCCAUCUUUUUAGCAUUAAUCAUCCUCCAUUUUAUUACACCGCCAACUUUUGAGAUGAAUCGACAGAACAGGCAGGGCUGGGAUUUUUAUGAGCAGAGCGCUGGCGCUCUCAAUGCUACUCCUACGGCUCUAGGGUUCUCAGCUCAUGCUUCUCUGCCGAAUCAAUCGCUUCAAUUGCAAGAGCAUGGUCUUGCACAUGACUCGGGAGGACUUGCAAGAAAUACUAUCACUAGUUCGGCUGCACAGUUCACCGCAGCAUUCAGCAGCGAUCACGAAGAAAGCAAGUCAGAUCUUCAGUCUGAAGUCCUAGCUCUCAUCCCCAAGGCGAGUUUGUCUGUACUCAAGGAAAUCAGGAAUUGGCUCAAGACCUCGACACCACCUACAUCGACCAACAUUGUUCCGCACUUUACAAAUUCACAGGAGUCGUUGAUGCAUUCGAUACUGCCUCUACAAUCUCAACACAUUCCUCCAGAUUCAAGAACGUCUAAUACGUGUCAAUCGUGGGCAUCAAAUCACGACCCGCUCCAUGAUGCCGAAAAUCGAUGGAUGCCCUUGGUGGAACCUGACAUUGUGGUUGCCAAAGAACCAUUUGCCACAUCUAGUCUCGAUUUAGAGCACGUUGCGCGACAUUCGGAAUCCAUGAGCUGGGAAACCACUGAGAUGGACUUGUUGCCUCAACACCAUCGAUCUUCUGACGCAUCCAGCACGCAUGGGACUCGGUAUUCCGUCGCAAGCUCACGAAGCUCCUUACCCGCUUGCGAGUCAAUUUAUAUUGCCCAGUCCAGUGCUGUCGCGAUGGCCUCUUCUCUCAUCUACCCGAAAAGAUUCGAUAGCACUCGGGAAUCCGUGCAAUCUUCGAGCUCCUAUGACUCAACCUACACGGAUCGAAGUGCUUCCUCAAAGCAUUCCUCUUCCACAUCUAUUCAAUCGUUUCAAUCCGCCAGAGGGCUUUCACCUAUGACGACGAUGUCCUCCGGCAGAGGGAGGGGACAUCGUCGAAGUACCUCAAGUGGUGGAUCUUCGACUAGGCAAUCGAGUUCAACAAGACAAUCAAUGAUCCCUUGCACAGAGGCCAAUUGUACAACUACCUUCACGAGAGAAUCGGAUCGAGAGCGACAUAUUGAGACACAACAUGACAUUGUUCAGUACAAGUGUUUGCUCCAUACGUGCACGUCCAAGUGCGAGAAAGAUUGUCAGGAUCCUCAACACAGCUGCUCGUUUCCCCGGGCCCGACGAGACAAAGUCAGAAAACAUCUCGAACUCAUUCACGGAUGGAGAAUCGCUUCCAAAGACGUGCCAGAAUCUUGGCUUUGGUCAUAUAUCAAGCAGAGGAAUGGCUGGAGUUGCAGUUCUUGUGGAGCAUUUUUGGGAAACUGGGUUGAUAGUUCAGAUGUGAUUGCUGGCCACUCAAAAGUCUGUACGGACGGUCUAUCCAACCUUGUCAGAAGGUUGAGUGUGGAAAAAGCUGCCGGAGGAAACCAUGGAAACUCGGACGAUGAGCAUGCGCACGUGCGUGUUACAAUGGCUCCUGCCAGUAAUGGUGUGCAUGAAGAUAAUUGCAAUUCGCUAUUUGAAUAAGUUGGUCUUGGAGUUCCAACACUGAUUUUAUGUUCUUUGUACCAACUUCGCGAAGAUAAUCUCUUCUCCUAUAGACGUUCGUGUUUUUUUUCGCCUUAAUACCCACAUACACCGUUUCGUUCUACGGCAGCCCCAAAUGGGCUUGUCGAGUGUCAAUAGCAAUAG